AUGUUGGUAAAUCGGGCAUUAGUCUUCGUGGCGUUGCACAAAUUUCACGUCGGGACCGCAUCGAUCACUCAUCCCGAUAAACGAAUAACGGAGAAUCGUAUUAGCGAGCUUGUAGUCCGGCUACUGCGUGAUCGUCGGAUGGAGAACGCUGGCAUCCUAAUGGAAUUUACCGAGAGCAAAGACUCGCCUCGAAAAACCCCUCCCCGGGAUAUAAACCUGCAUACAAUUGCUGAAUUGGCCAUCAUGUUCGGACGACAACUUCCCUCCAAGAACGAACAACUGCCGACCCCACGGAUCCAAUUGCUUCCAGACAAACACUCACCCCAUGAAUCCUGUUCGCAGUGUUGCCACGAAUCCCGAGCUAUUGAGGACUCUUGCCACACCAAAAACUACUCCAGAGCUUAA
Messenger RNA from Phyllotreta striolata, 405 nucleotides. The record is from the annotation of a GenBank genome assembly. NCBI's taxonomy places the organism in Eukaryota, Metazoa, Arthropoda, Insecta, Coleoptera, Chrysomelidae.